AUGGCUUCUGUCACUCAUCUACCCAGCAGAACCAACACAAAUCACAUCACAUUCUCACAAACCUUUCACACAACGAAGUCUCACCCUUUCGGCCAGGUUUCACUUCCCACGAGAAAAAAUGACUUGUCUCCUCUUAACCACUCAAUUGUGAUUUCGGGUUCCGCACUAGGAAUCACCACCACCAACCAUGCUAAUAAUGCUCCCACCAACACUGCAAGACCCGCACACACUACCUAUCUCUCCAAUUUUUGGAGAGAGGUUCAAGGGUGCAACAACUGGGAAAACCUUUUGGAUCCCUUGCACCCUCUUCUCCGCCAAGAGAUCAUUCGCUAUGGCGACUUUGUAACCGCCUCUUACAAGGCCUUUGAUCUUGACCCCACCUCCAAACGCUACUUGAACUGCAAGUAUGGGAAAAAGAGCAUGUUGAGUGAGGUGGGAAUGUCCAACUCUGGCUAUGACGUCACCAAGUACAUCUAUGCCACACCUGAAAUAAACCUUCCCAACAUGUCAAACUCUUCUUCUUUCUCUUCUUCCUCUGGUCGGUGGAUUGGUUACGUGGCUGUGUCGUCAGAUGAAGCUGUCAAGAGACUUGGAAGGAGAGACAUAUUGAUCACUUUCCGAGGAACAGUUACAAAUCAAGAAUGGAUUUCAAACCUGAUGAGUUCCUUGAGACCUGCCUUGCUUGAUCCUUAUAAUCCUCUACCUGAAGUGAAGGUGGAGUCAGGGUUUCUCUCUCUUUACACCUCAGAUGAAAGCCCUUCCAAGUUUGGACUCGAGAGUUGCAGGGAACAGCUUCUCUCUGAGGUGUCAAGGUUGAUGAACAAGUACAAAGGGGAGAACGAGAGCCUUAGCAUAUCCUUGGCUGGUCACAGCAUGGGGAGUGCCUUGGCCAUCUUGCUUGCCUAUGACAUAGCCGAGCUUGGAUUGAACAAAAGAAGUAACCAAAAAAGUUGUACUGAGGUACCAGUUACUGUAUUCUCCUUUGGGGGACCACGCGUUGGUAACUCCGAAUUCAAAAGCCGGUGUGAGGAGUUGGGUGUGAAGGUGCUAAGAAUAGCGAAUGUUAAUGACCCCAUCACGAAACUUCCAGGUGUCGUGUUCAACGAGAAUUUUAGGGUUUUGUUGGGAGGGAGGUACGAGUUCCCUUGGAGUUGCUCGUGUUAUGCUCAUGUGGGGGUUGAACUAAUGCUUGACUUCUUCAACGUGCAAAACCCUUCUUGCGUUCAUGACUUGGAUAGCUAUAUUGGCCUUCUUAGGCGUCCCAAUAAAGAUGAAGUGCUAAAGAACCAAAGGGUUGGAGUGAACCCUUUGUUGGAGAAGGCAAGAGAGUUGCUCUUGAGCUCGCAAACCAUGAAAGUUUUGCCCAGUGUGUUAACUGCAUGUAACUACCACGAUUUACUGAAUUCAGUCUCAAGGGACAUAGUGUGUUCUUGGAGCGAUGAAUUACUUUUUGGCCUGGUUCUUUUGUUGUUGUAA
Molecule: messenger RNA, 1476 nt
Organism: Sphenostylis stenocarpa
Lineage: Eukaryota; Viridiplantae; Streptophyta; Magnoliopsida; Fabales; Fabaceae
Source: the annotation of a GenBank genome assembly